CCCAUGGUCCCGGCGAAUAACGCUAUCAGUGACUUCGCGUUCAGUCUUGAAUACGGUGAACGGUGGUGAGCGGAAAACGUGGAAACAUCAUGCUGAAGACGGUGGCUCUCCUCUGCGCCGCGUUGGCGUACGGCAACGCGGUUGUUCUCAGCGGCUACAACGGCGGGCAUGCCCUGUCCUACAGCGAUUACAGCGAUAUCGAUGGAUACUUAGCAUCCAACGAGUACAAAGUCCUGCCAACAGUCGCGGUGCCGGUGCACUCGGUGUCCGCCUCACCGUUGCACCUCGACGCAUCCCUGGAUCAUGGUCUGCAUGGCUACAAACAUGGUUACAAAAGCAGCGAGGAACACGACUACUACUCCCACCCGAGGUAUACUUUCAAUUAUGGCGUGCAUGAUCCUCAUACCGGCGACGUGAAGACGCAGCACGAGGUGCGAGACGGCGACGUCGUUCACGGUUCUUACAGCGUGAACGAGCCUGACGGAAGCGUACGCAUCGUCGAGUACACGGCGGACGAUCACAACGGAUUCAACGCCGUUGUGAAGAAAGUGGGACCAGCGUUGCACCCGGUGUCGAAACCGGUACCAAUUGUCAAGUACAUCUCGCCGGCGCACUACAACAGCUACGACUACGAGAAGCACUACUAGCGAUCGGCCAUCGUGUAAAUACAGAAUCGUCUCGUAAGGCGUUUCGCUACUUAAUUUUGCUCGAUCUAAUCAGACGCGCAGUCGACGCGACAGCGCGACCACCCUGGAUCUCGUUUCGCAGCGACUGCGUCUUGGGGAGGAAAGUUUUGAGCUAUUUUUGUACGUAUGUAAGUAGACUUAAGGAAGAUCUAGGAUUUCGUUCUUGAUAAAUCGCGAUGAAUAUCAGUGUCAUAAUAAUUGAUCGAGAAUAGCACGCGAGAUAUCGUUGACUCUCUUUUUUGGCGCAAUAUUCGAUUUUGUCUCCAUAAUAAGCGAAAUAAAAGUAUGUUUGUUCUAGUUCCUCA
Ooceraea biroi (clonal raider ant) is the source of this 991-nucleotide messenger RNA. It is a transcript of the gene CPR6, whose product is annotated as cuticular protein 6. The record is from RefSeq and is a predicted model, not a curated record. NCBI's taxonomy places the organism in Eukaryota, Metazoa, Arthropoda, Insecta, Hymenoptera, Formicidae. Gene Ontology annotation, cellular component: extracellular matrix.